GGGGAGAGGAGGAGGAGGGAGGAGGAGGAGGAGGAGGGAGGAGGAGAAGCCGGAGUAAAGUUUGUCCAAGUUUGCACAUCCCUUCGGAAACGCCAUUUUGAUUCCUCUCCUUUUCGGAGCGAGUUUGCAGCCUCUCUCUCUCUCCCUUUUCUUCUUCUUCAUCCCCCUUUUUUCAUCACCCACCGUCGGCGCCGUUCGCCGUCGUCAUCCUCAUCGCCCCCACCUCCACCUCCACCACCGCCACCACCACCACCACCAUCAUCAUCAUCAUCCUCGCCACGAUGUCUCGGCGCAAGCAGCCCAACCCCAACAAAGUGAAGCUGUGAGCAGUGGUUGCAGACACACACACAACAAACCCCGCCCCCUCCCGCCCCGCCCCCGAGACUCGAGCGAGCGAGCGUUGCUUUUCGAAAAGGACGGCAGUUAUGGAAAACGCCACAGAGGAGCUCCAGGAAGAGGGAGGAGCCAACCCGGAGGUGAGGGAGGAAGGGGCGGAGCUAAAGGAGGAGAGGACGCAACAUCACCCCAAAGGAGCCAGUAACGCAGUGAUGGAGGCGGCAAGCGGCGGAGAGACGCUACAGAACGGAGACCGAGGAGGAGGAAUCAUGGGAGCUGGAGGAGGAGGAGGAGGAGGAGGAGGAGGAGACCUCUCCUCCAUCAACGCCAUGAUGUCAGCAGUGAUGUCAGCAACAGGGACCAUCAACGGAGGAGGAGGAGGAGGAGGAGACGCAGAAGGAGGGAGCAGCGUCACCUCGGCCAACUCCUCCGCCGGACCCUCGCCAAGUCCUUCACCCAGCAAGUCCCUCACGGCCGCCAUGAGAGCUCCACCCAGCCGCAACGCACGACGCAACCAGGACACCAAAGACGACGGCUCCUCUUACAUCUGCCCGCUCUGCGACAAGAACUGCCAGACGCAGCACCAGCUGACCAUGCACAUCCGACAGCACAACGCCGACACCGGAGCCACCGACCACUCGUGCAGCAUCUGCGGGAAGUGCCUGAGCUCGGCCUCGUCGCUGGACCGACACAUGCUGGUGCACAGCGGCGAGCGGCCCUACAAGUGCACCAUCUGCUCCCAGACCUUCACCACCAACGGGAACAUGCACAGACACAUGAAGAUCCACGAGAAGGACCCGAACAGCGGCCUGCUGCCCGUCAGCCCGCCGUCGCCCACCAAGCGCCGCCGUCCGUCCGUCAAGCGGCGGCAGGGCCCCGAGGAGGAGAACGGCGAGGAGCCGCCCAGUAAGAAGGGCCUGGACGACACGGCGGGCGAGGACGCGGCGGCGGCGGUGCGCGGGUCGGAGGAGGAGCUGCUGCCCUGCCCCAUCUGCUUCAAGACCUGCAGCUCCAGGCUGGAUCUGGACGCCCACAUGGACUCCCACCCCGACACGGCGCUGAGGUGUGAUUUCUGCUGCCUGUCUUUCCGGACUCACCGCGGUCUGCUGCGCCACAAUGCGGCGGUCCAUAAGCUCCUCCCCCAGGACCCCAGCGGGCGGCCCUUCAUCCAGAACAACCCGUCCAUCCCGCCCGGCUUCAACGACCUGGCCUUCAUCGACUUCUCCUGCAAGAAGUUCUCCCACAUCGCCCAGGUCUGGUGUGAGACCAACCUGCGGCGCUGCAUCAGCAAGUUCCACCGCUUCGUGUGCGACGGCUGUGACAAGGCCUUCCCUCUGCGCUCCGCCCUGGAUCUACACAAGACCUCCCAGCAUGCCUCCUCCUCCUCCCCCGAGGAGAAGGAGGCGCAGGAGGACGGAGGAGGGGAGGAGGAGGAGGAGGCUCCGCCCCCCGAGCAGGAGGACUUCCUGCAGGCGUUCGGCCUCCAGCACGUCUCCAAGGUGAAAUCUGGACCCACGGACGACGAGAUCCACCAGGCCCACCUGGACAGCAUCAGGGUGAUCCAGGUGGAGCCGCCCUCCUCCAGCCUGCCGCAGGAGCCGGCGUCGGCCUACCUGUCGGGCGGCCUGGGCCUGACCCUGGGGGUGGGCCUGGGGGUGGGGGUGGGGAUGGGCGGCCUGGCGGCGCUCAGCAUCCCCCUGCUGGAGGCGUCGGGCUCCGCCCUGCAGGGCCUGACGCAGCGCGACGCCCUCAGCCUGCUGUCGCUGCAGCCCUUCCAGACCGGCUUCCUGCUGCAGCCCGACGGCGGCGCCGCGCCCUCCGGCGCCAAGCCGGGCGAGGCGGGCGGCGCCGGCGUCAUGGAGCUGGCCGACAUCCAGCAGAUCCUCAAGGUGGCGGCCGCGGCGCCCAAUCAGAUGGGGCUGCCGCCUCUGGCCAAAGCCCCCGGGUUCGGCGGGGGUCAAGGUGCCGUCCAGAAGGCGAUGCCUCCCCUGAAGCCCAAGCCUCCCAUCAGCCCCCGCUCCAGCCUGGCGGCGACCACGCCCCCUCCCCUGCAGAGCUCCCAGCAGGCCUCGCUGGGCUGCAUCAGCCCCAGCCUGCCGCCGCCCACCCCCUCGCUCUUCAAGACGCCGUCUUCCUCCUCCUCCUCCUCGUCCUCCUCCUCGUCCUCGGCCGGGAACGCCGAGUGCAUGGGCGACGCCCACACGCCGCUGUCCGACUCCCCGCCGGCCGCCACCACGGCGGUGCACGAGGAGGCGGGGCUUAGCGGGAGGAAGCCGGGACCCAAAGCGGGGAACGCCAACGCGGGCUCGGCGAAGGGCUCCUUCCCGUGCCGCUUCUGCGACCAGGUGUUCGCCUUCUCCGGCGUCCUGCAGGCGCACAUGCGCUUCCACCUCGGCAUCCUCCCCCACCAGUGCAACAUCUGCGACUACGUGGCGCCGGACAAGGCCACGCUCAUCCGGCACCUGCGCACGCACAGCGGCGAGCGGCCGUACGUGUGCCGCGUGUGCCACUACCCGUUCACCGUCAAGGCCAACUGCGAGCGCCACCUCAGGAAGAAGCACGCCAAGACGUCCAGGAAGGACAUCGAGAAGAACAUCAAGUACGUCACCUCCACCGUCACCGCCGCCAUCGCCGCCCCGCCCGCCACCACGCAGGAGCUGGAGGCGGCCGGCGCCGGCGCCGAGACCACCUGCCGCUUCUGCGGCGAGGACCUGAAGACGUACCGCGCCCUGCAGAUCCACCUGCGCACGCACAACGGCUGCCAGCGGAAGCCCUUCGAGUGCCGGCGCUGCGGCGCCGCCUUCCUCGCCAAGCGCAACUGCAUCCACCACCUGCUGAAGCAGCACCCCGAGGUGCAGGAGCGGGAGAUCGAGGAGCACAUCGCCACGCUGCUGCCCGCCGCCGCCGCCGCCGCCCGCUCCGCCCCGGCGGCGCUGAACGGCCUCGGCUCGCCGCCGGUGGCGGUGAAGGUGGAGGAGCCGGGCGCCGUGGGUUACCCCGCAGAGCUGGACCAGCCGCUCGACUUCUCCGCCAAGGGCCGCGGCGGCGCCGGCGCCCCGGCGGCGUCCCUGGGGGUGAAACUGGAGAGCAUGUCCCCGACCCUGGACUGCGCGGCGCCGGACCAGCCCAUCGACCUGUCCGUCCCCAGCAAGCGGCAGCGGCGGGACGCCGACGUCAAGACGGAGCACCAGCCGCCGGCGCUGGCCCCGCCCAAGGAGGAGAAGGCGGCGAGCGGCCCGCCCCCGCUGCACCCCCACCCCCAGCUGGGCUGCUACCAGCUGCCGCCCGGCUCCACCCCUCCCCCCGCCUCCCGGGCGCAGCGCCUCAAACCGCUGCUGCCCAAACCCGCCGCCGCCUCCUCGUCCUCGCCGUCCUCCGCCCUGAAGGAGCUGCCGCCGCUGGCCUCCAUCGCUCAGAUCAUCCACUCUGUGUCCGGAGCGCCCGACCUGCUGAAGAGAGACGCCGCCUCGCUGGAGGCCAGACCCCUCCCCCUCUCCACCGCCGCCUCGCACGCCGACGCCCCCGCCGACGCCUCCGGGGCCCCCGCGGCGCCUGAGCCUCAGAGCGAGGACGCCGCAGACGGAACGUCCAGGCGGAGGCCCAAGAAGAAGGCCCCCUCCCUCCCCUUGAAGGAGAAGCUGCUGGGCUCCUCCAUCGACCUGGAGUCCAGCGGCGAGUUCGCCAGCGUGGAGAAGAUGCUGGCGACCACCGACGCCAACAAGUUCAGCCCCUUCCUGCAGAGCGCCGAGCUGACGGCCAAGAGAGACGGAGGAGGUGCAGCAGGAGCGGAGGAGAAGGAGGGAGGAGUGAAGGAAGAAGGGAAAACGGCGACGGUUGCCACGGCGAUGAGCGGGACUCCGCCCAACAAAGGAAAGAAGAACGCCUACUCCAACUCGGUGCAGAAGAUGACCUGUCCCUUCUGCCCCCGGGUGUUCCCCUGGGCCAGCUCGCUGCAGAGACACAUGCUCACACACACCGGCCAGAAGCCGUUUCCCUGUCCGCGCUGCGACGCCUUCUUCUCCACCAAGUCCAACUGCGAGCGCCACCUGCUGCGCAAGCACGGCGUGACGCACCGGACGCUGCGCCGCAACGGCGCCAUCGCCAAGAAGGACGGCGAGGAGGGCUCACCCGAGAGCGCCGAGAGCCAAUCAGAGACGGAGGUCGCAGCAGACGCUCAGGAGCAACUCGGCUUCUCACCUGCGGAAUCAGGCCCCGCCCACCCCACGGAUAGCCCCGCCCCCUGUGCACCCGCCCCCUCUAGCCCCGCCCACAAAGCAAGCCCAGGAUCCAGUCCGGCUUCAGAGCCGCAGGAGGACGAGGAGCAGCAGGAGGAGCAGGAGGCGGAGACCACCGAGCAGCCCGACCAGCAGGGGGCGCCACAGGAGGGAAAACAGCCCCCACAGAGCAACAAGGUCGACAGCACAGACGACGACGACUGUCACAGCAACAAGAGUCUGGACUUGAACUUCGGCAAGAAGCUGAUCGACUUCAAGCUCUCCACCUCCUCGUCUGCCUCCGGUCAGGAGGAGCAGCCCGGCCAGCCGGCGCCGUCGUCCUCCUGCUCGCCCUCGACGCCCCCUCCCUCCGCCUCCACCCCCCCGGCAGAGAGCCCGGAGGACAAGGAGCAGGAGAAGCCCGCCUCCUCUCCCCCCUCCUCUCUGGCCAAGCCGGCCGAGUACAAACACACCUGCCGGAUUUGCCAGAAGUGCUUCCGCUACGCCACCACCCUCGCCCGCCACCUGAGGGCGCACCUCACCGAGCCUCCUGCGCCGGAGGAGGAGGAGAAGGAGAGCAAACCGGCGGAGGAGGAGGGAGAGGAGGCGGAGGCGGAGGACGGGCUCGCCAAGGGAGGUGAGAGCGAGGCGGGGGAGAGCGGGGAGUCGGAGGACGACGACGGCGAGAAGGAGAAGGAGGAGCGGAGCGACGAGGAGGCGUCGGAACCAAAGAGCAGCGAGGGAGGAGAGGCGGCGGGGGGACGGGUGGACAAGAGGAAGAAGAUCUGCAACGUCUGCGGGAAAAGAUUCUGGUCCCUGCAAGACCUGACCAGACACACCCGCUCACACACAGGCGAGCGGCCGUACCAGUGCCAGACCUGCGAGCGGACCUUCACCCUGAAGCACAGCCUGGUCCGCCACCAGAGGAUCCACCUCAAGCCCCGCGGCGCCUCCGACGACGCCAGCGAGGACGGAGACUCCUGCACCCCGACGCCCACCUCCACCUGCCCGCCCUCCGAGAACGAGAGCGACAGCGGGAGCGCCGCCAAGGACGAGGGCGAGGGUCCGCCGGACGAGCCGGGCGACGGGGAACCGAACGCAGCGGAUCCCGACCCGCCGACCGCCGUCGCCUCCGAGCCGGACGCCAAGGACAAAGAAGACGACUCUGCGGCGCCGCAGCAGACUGAUUCGAAUCCCAGCAACCAAGCUACUGACACAAAGACGACUACUGGCGCCGGCUCCGGCUCCUCAGCCAGCAACCCGGAAUCCGCCGAUUCAGACGCCUCCAAAGACCCCGCCCCCUCCUCCCGCCCCCCGCCAGAGGAGGCUCCGCCCCCCGCGGACGGCUUCAUCCAAGGGCUGCUGGAGAUUCACGCCAAACCGCCUCUGGAGCACCUGCUAGCCAACGGAGAGUCGCCUCUGGUGGGGGCGGACUGAGCCAAACGCCAGCGGAGGAGGAGAAAGACGAAAACCUCGUUUUCUUGAAGUGCCUUACUACUAGUCCUGCUUCGAAGAGAUGCUUCUUUUUUUUUUUUGCUAUAUCUUUAUCUGCAUUACGAUGGAGGACGGAUCUGAUUUUUAUAGCUUUUUAUGAUGACAAUGAUUUACUGUUUUUUUUUUUUUUUUUUUUGUGCGGGGAAUCUAUAUUUGAGCAAUAAAGAGAAUAAAGAUACAAUUUAUAGUUGUUUGAGAAUCGAUGAUCAACGUGGCGGAGGCUGCCGGACGAGCGCAGAGACCGAGUCGAGCCGUCGGCGCCUCCAUCCUUCUGUAUUUAAAUCACUGCUGCGCUGCGGGAGCAGGACGCCGGGCGGCUCGGGGACUCGAGCGAGCCACGCCUCUGGGAUGAAAGCGACGGUCGGCUCUCUCUCGCUCUCUCUCUCUUGAUCUCUGGCAGCGGUCGAAGACGAAACCUCUCUCGAUUUUUCUUUUGUAACUGGAAAACGUCUCGGAACCGAAACGCCGCCGCGCUCCGCGGACACACGAAACAAACCCCGACGGACAAGUGGAAGUCCCACACCUGAGUGAAAACCAACUCUGGAAAGGGCAGAAAAAAGUGUUUGUGUUCUCCAUGUUGGGUGUGUGUGUUUUUUUUUUUUGUUGUUGUUUUGUUUUUUAAACCAAUCACACUAUUGAUCCCUUCCUUGGACAGACGGCGCCCUCCGCGGCGCUCGGCGUGUUAAUAAUUUGUCGUUCAUAAUCAUUCUCAGUUGAUUCCAUGUGUGUGCGGAGAGGUGAGUGUUUCCUGUUUCUCUGCAUGUGUGCGAACAUCAGACUUUGAGGUGUCGGGAGGGUGAUUCUUGUGUUUUGUGGAUUUUUUUUUUUUGAUAACUGAACAAAUCAAGUUGUGUUUUUUUGUAUUUGUUGUUGUACAUGUGGAGUGAAUGCGUGUGACUCCUCCCUGUCUCUCCUCGGGGGCGGAUGAAAGUGUGCUAACGUAUGCUAACAGCACUAAAACCUGACCCGGGUUCAGUUUACCUCAACCUCUGUAUUUUAACCGCAGCCGUCGGGCGGCAGAUGCGCGACUCUGUAAAUCCAGCGUCUUCCUGAGCAGCGACACUUUGCACACCUGGUUUCCACUGUGGGCCAAAUGCGAGCUCGCCGGGGCUAACUCAGCUGCCGAGCUUCACCGUCUGCCUUGACUGAGACGGUGAACUCGUUCCCAACACGUCUUGCACAGCAGCCCAGACCGAGCCGGGUCGCGCUCGGCGGCGGCUCACAGACGGCAGACAUUGUCAUGAAAGGAUGAUCAAUCACUACCUGAUAGCUAACAUGGAGGCUAGCUAAGGUUAACCUAACCAGAGAAUUGGACAUCUACUGCAAUCAUCAAGAAGAAAACGGCCACUGCUAGCUUUGAAUGAACUUCCUGUAACAUCCAGCUGUCAAUAGGUUGGUUCACUUGAUCCAGUUAGUUUCCUGGAGUCCGCAGAAUUAACCUUUUGAACUAACCAGCAAGGGUUAAGUGGGCAGACUGGAUGAUAUGAGCGGCGUAGCAGAUAAUGACCUUAUGUUGUUCAGUGCGUUGCAGCUAGCUCUGCUGCUAGCUGGAGCUAGCUGGUUCAGAGAUGAAUUAGCAGUGUUAAAUGUGAUCAGUUCUAAUCAAUAUCGAGACUUUAGCGUGGCUGACCCUGAGCUAUCUAUAACCACAUGCUAGCUACUGUAGUUUGCCUUAAAAGUUAGCAUCUUUACAGUAUUAUGAGAGCAUGUUGAGUUAGCCCUGGACUGCUUCACUUCUUUGUCGCUAUUUUUUUUUUCUUUCUAUUUGAAGACUCGUCCCUCUUUCUAGAGCUAAAUCAGCUGUUUGGAGGCUCCACAGGCGGAGAUGUGGCUUUGAAGACAAUCAGAGAAACGGUUGGAUGAUUUGUAGACGGAGCGAGGAGCAGGGAGGAGUGGAGCAAAGGCAGGAUUAGGUUGGAGCAGGUGUGAAGGGCGAACUUCAGCUCACUUCACCCGCCUCAACAACAGAGGAGUUGUAGAUCUCAUAUCUCACCACCAGAGGGAGAGCUGUUUCCUUCACCAAGAUGAAAAUAUCUUUUUUUUUUUUUUAAUUAAAUCAAGCAACCUCAUAGCAAGUUGAACCUCAGCGGCUCAUAGCAGAACUGUGCGGCGACGCCGGCGUGUCGAGCAGCCCGACGCGCCGCGGCCGUAAACCGUCACUAACAACCUCCCAGAUUACUACUAAUGCUAACGACUAGCACAGACUAACGGCAGAGAGGAGCUACUUCAGGCGACUCUGUGAAUCUCAAAGAGCUGCGGUUUCAAACUACAGUGUCGGCACGGAAGGAGUGUGUUCAAAACAACAACGGAAAUAUGUGAAAGGAAUGAAGCUGGCAAAGUGGCGUCAUGGCUUUACCUGUGGCUGAAGAAGAAAAGUUAAAAAAAAAAAAUCUGUUUUUUAUUCUUUCAACAAGGGCAUUAUGUGAUUAAAAAGAAAAUUACUUUAAAUUUCAGUGUCUGCCACACCAAAUACUUCCGUUGGUUUCGAACUUCGGAGUUUAGAAAUGAACCAUGACUUGGCCAAGCUAAUCCAAGAAAGUUAGCCGUCUAGUUAGCAGCUAGCUUAAAACUUUGCCCAGUAACGUUUCGUGUUGAGCCACAAGAAUAAUUUGUCACAGUCAGUCAAAUUUUAAACAAAGGUUUGGAUUAAUUUAGUGGAAUUGGCCAAUUCACACUCCUGUCCUGCUUUUUGGCGGGAAAACUUAGCAAUCCUAGCUGAUGGAAAUCCUUUGCAAAAGAUGCUAAAACUUUUUUUUUUUUCUGCAGAAAAGGAACAAAUCGGACGUAAAAAUAAAUUUGAAGUGACUAAUUUUGAUAUUUUCAAAAAAUGUUUCAUGAAGAAACUUGACCUUUUUGUCUGAACUGACGUUCUGUUUCGUUAGCGCUCUCUGGCGUCCGUUAGCUCUCUGUCGACUGUGUGUGUGUGUGUGUGUGUGUGUAUGGGUGUGUGCACAGCCAUUUCUGAAUACUGGACUUCCAUUCGAAUGCACACGGACUGUUUUUAAAUGUAUUUAUUUGGAGCCCAGGCGUGUGUUAGCAUUCGCGUGCUAGCGUGUUUGGGUGUGUGUUAGCGUUAGCGUGCUAGCGUGUUUGGGUGUGUGGCGUCUGUGACGACUUGAGAAGAAGCCAUGUAUUAAAGUGAAUCAACGCUUCACGGUUUGGAUGACUAGCAAUAAGAACCCUUCUGAAUCCAAAAGCUUUAUGUAGAUCUCCUGUAUAUGAGACGGUCUGGGUCUGUUGUUUUUCUUUUCUUUUUUGUUUUUGUUUUUUCUUUAUGACAUAUAAAUGCGUAUUAAACUGUGAAAAAUCCAUGUGUUCAGUUAAAGGGUGACUUUUAGAUUAGUUUUUUUUUUUUGCAUGUUAAUCUAAUUUGUUCAGUUAUGAAUGAUUUCUCCUUUCUUCAUCACUUUUACACAUAUAUAUAAAUAUAUAAAUAUAAGAAUAUAUAUAAUCUCGCUCUCAGGGUCUUUCUCAAAUCCAUUAUUCAAAAUUCUUGGGUGUUAUUUCCUGAGUUGCUACUUGUCCUGAUGACUUUGUUUCCCCUUUAUUAAUGAUUCAGAACUGUCAAUCACUACAUUUAGCACUUGACUGUGAACUCAUCGUCCUCUUUACAUCGUGGCCUAUCACAUGAAAUUAACACACACACACACACACACACAUACAUGCUGGACCUCAAUCACAAAGCAUUAACACACAAUCAUGUGGAAACCCAGUUUCUUUCUUCUUUUCUGUGGUUGCUCUGUUUCUGCUGCCCCCUGCUGUUCGCCCCACAUGACAGCGUUUCACCAAGUCAAGAGAUGUAAGCCUGUUCUGUAUCCAACCCAGUAAGAAAAAGCAAUAAAGAUUAUAUCGAGGAAGGACUGAAUGGCUUUUUUCUCAUUUUUUGAGGAUUUUUUUAAUAUUAUAUAGCCUUACCUCAUUAAUAAAGUGGAGGUUAAUAUUUUUUUUCAUUGUUCACACCAAUGGUCUUACAAUAGCCUUACCAGGGAAUUGAAGUCAAAAUUGUUAAAAAAAAAAAAAAAGUUUUUCAAAUUUUUACUCACCGAUGGCCUUACCUUCCUAAUAAAGUGAAAAUUA
Molecule: messenger RNA, 10121 nt
Organism: Salarias fasciatus (jewelled blenny)
Lineage: Eukaryota; Metazoa; Chordata; Actinopteri; Blenniiformes; Blenniidae
Gene: rreb1a
Product: ras responsive element binding protein 1a
Exons: 20
Coding region: 426-5987 (1853 amino acids)
Biological process (GO): regulation of transcription by RNA polymerase II
Cellular component (GO): nucleus
Molecular function (GO): DNA-binding transcription activator activity, RNA polymerase II-specific; RNA polymerase II cis-regulatory region sequence-specific DNA binding
Source: RefSeq, a predicted model, not a curated record